Molecule: messenger RNA, 2160 nt
Organism: Porites lobata
Lineage: Eukaryota; Metazoa; Cnidaria; Anthozoa; Scleractinia; Poritidae
Source: the annotation of a GenBank genome assembly
AUGCGAGAAAAGUUUCGCAAAGAACAUGCGAAAAAAUUUAGGUAUGUGAUGGAGGAGUUAAAAUGGGUAGACGAUUUGAAUUGGACCUGGAGUUUGUUUCCUAGCCACGUGGCGCUGUUAGUACGCUUAGGAAUGUAAAGCUAUUGAAAAACGUGCACUGGCCGCUUACAGUAAUGUUUGGUUUGCAAUUAUAGAAAGACGUUGACGCAAAUUAAAUGGAUUUUUGUGCGCAAUUAUGUCAUUCUCUCUGCCUGGAUGGAAGCUGCUUGGUUGGAGGCUGCGAAUGUAUAAAGUGUUAUAAAUUCUGUUGGAGGUUGCGAAUGUGUAAAGUGUAAAGUGGUUUAAGUACUGAAAUUUUGUUUUGUUUGUUUAUAGAAAAACCCUUAUGAAUCUUCGAUUGUUAAGAGAUUUGGACGUACAACUAUUUAUGAAAAUAUUUCUUGUCAAUUAUCCUCUAUAUAAUUCCCCUAGAGACACAAAUAGGGAGCGAUGGCCUAUCGAUAUAUUGUGCGGCUUUGUCAACAAAGUCAUGGAAACCUUUUCAUCGUGAAAAAAACCUGAAAACUUUUUCCUUUAUAUUCAGUUAUAUGUAAAUUUUGUAAACGAAGUGUAAGAAGUUGUUUUUGUUUUUCAGAGACGUACUUAUCCUUUUGAAACCUUGUUCCUGAUGUUUCUUGGUCACCUUCAUUCACUGCGUGGUUUCUCAAUUUUAUUUAGGGCAUCCUGUGAAAGUAUAGAAAUGUAUGAAGAUUUAAAUUGGUCUACAAGCCUAAUUGUGUUAUGAUUAUCAAUGUAGAUUAUGUUUUUAUUUUCUAGACAUGUUGUAAAGGAUUUAAAACAUUGGAAAAAACAAAUGUAUUGCCCCUUUAGUAGAUGGCUGACCUUUUCCAAUUUUGGUCAUUGUGAUCACAUUUUCAAAUGGCAUUUAACGUUGGAUGGAUUAAGAAUGGCGUGGAAAGGCCAGCAAAUUAACUGGCAGAAAGAAAGUUAUUGUAUGGUAAAAUUGUAUUCUAGACCCGCAGGUUUUCUAGUGGAAGAACUCAGUUAAUGAAAGUGACUUUUUCCUUUAUCUUUUCUAGAAAAUCCCUGUUUGAAAUCAAAUGUCUCCCCUGUUGUCCUUUACAAAGGGGGUACAGCUCCGUGAAAUGUCAAUGCGAUUGCAGAUUAGGGGUGUUUAACCUUCUGCUUGAUGACUGGAUUAAAUUUCAAAGCUAUGAUAAUGAUUUUGACCCUACUGAAGCCAAUAGGCAAUUUAUUAGAGUGUACAGUGCUAUUCCUGAUAGAGAUGUGUUAUUUCAAAACCCUGACGAGUAUCCCGAAGAAUUACUUGAACAGUUAAACAGGAGGUUUCCCGAAGUGCAUUAAACUUGUAAAACGCUUUUGCUUUUAUAUAUUUCAAGAACUACCUAAGAAGAAUUAAAAUACAGACAAUUGUGAAAUUUACGCUUUGGAAAAACACAGCAGGUGAUGAAUUGUGCACACAUUGUGUACGCAUCGUGAGUUUAAAACUAUGUAUGGACGACAUCACAGAUGCUGGUUAUUGGAAAUAUAUGAACGCAACACCGUUACAAAAAGCUUAAAUGCAACUAAAAUGUUUUGUCAUGUAUCCACGUGUAUUUGGAGAAUUUUUGGCGAGUCGCAGUAUGUGACUCAUACGUCGUAUUUGUAAUGUAAGAAAGUACAUUGUAAAAGAACAGUGAAAAGUUUUUGUCUAGGGAGAAAGCAAAAACAACAUGAAAUAAAUGUUGUAGGGAAAGCGGGAAAAUAGCUUGAAGCAGGAAAAACGAAUUAAAGUAUGUAGAUGAUUUGAAUUAGACAUGAAGAAUGUUUCCCAGCCACGUGCUGCUGCUGUUACAGUCGAACGUUUCUGUUGUUUUAUAGAAAGACGCUAAAAAAUAUAAUGCUGCUAAAAGAUCUUGGCUGGCUGCUGUUUCAGAUUUUGUAUUUUGCUAAAAUAGUCGGAUUUGUGUUGUAAAAGGGUAAUUAACUAAAAAGAAAUUGCAUUCUGUUUUGUUUUGUAGAGAAACCUUGAUGCUAGUAGAAUGGUUGCCGUAUUUGGAAGCAUCUCUUUCUACAUUUCGAUUUUAUAUGUUUGUUGAAAGAAACAUACUUAUUGAUGUGGAUAUGCUACGAGAUUUAGAUUUACCCCUUUCCGUCAAA